This is a messenger RNA of Daucus carota subsp. sativus, 1669 nucleotides long. RefSeq names its product probable ADP-ribosylation factor GTPase-activating protein AGD9. Bases 127 to 1350 code for a protein of 407 amino acids. Gene Ontology annotation, molecular function: GTPase activator activity. Gene Ontology annotation, biological process: COPI coating of Golgi vesicle. The transcript has 7 exons. NCBI's taxonomy places the organism in Eukaryota, Viridiplantae, Streptophyta, Magnoliopsida, Apiales, Apiaceae. The record is from RefSeq and is a predicted model, not a curated record.
GUUGCAUAUAUCUUGUAUUGUGUCUAUAUCUCUCUAAGAACCCGUUUUGUAUCUAUCUCUAAAUAUUAAUUGUUCCUUCCUCACUUCAUAAAACCCCUUUCUUCUCCUCUAUCUAUCUAUUCAGCCAUGGCCACUGACGGUAAUUUCACUGACAAGAACAUCAUUUUCAGGAAACUCAAAGCUAAAUCUGAAAAUAAGAUGUGUUUUGAUUGUAAUGCAAAGAAUCCAACUUGGGCUUCUGUUACUUAUGGGAUCUUUCUGUGUAUUGAUUGUUCUGCUGUUCAUAGAAGUCUUGGUGUUCAUGUCAGCUUUGUUAGGUCAACAAAUCUGGACUCGUGGACACCAGAGCAAUUAAAGAUGAUGAGUUUUGGGGGAAAUAACCGAGCUCAGGUAUUUUUCAAGCAGCAUGGCUGGAAUGAUGGAGGAAAGAUCGAGGCAAAGUAUACGUCAAGGGCUGCUGAACUUUAUAAACAAUUACUUUCAAAAGAAGUUGCUAAGAGUUCGAAGGAGGAGGCAGGUUUACCUGUGUCUCCUGUUGCUUCUCAGUCUCAGUCUGUACAAGCUGUUAAUGGGAUUCCUGAUCCAGUACAAGAAUCCCAAAAAGAAAGUCCUCCUCCUCCCGUUAAGGAUGAAACUCCUGAUGUCCCUGCUUCACCAAGAGCGAGGGCUCCUCACUCAAUUCUCACCAGCACUGUCAAGAAACCUCUUGGUGCAAAGAAAACUGGAAAAACUGGCGGGCUUGGUGCUCGAAAGCUUACUUCCAAGCCCAGUGAUAGCCUUUAUGACCAGAAGCCUGAAGAGACACCUGUACAGGUUUCUACAUCCAGAAAUAGCAACUCACCUGUAAGGUCCUCAUUUGCAUCUCGGUUCGAAUACACAGAUAAUGUCCCAGCUGCUGAUAUGGGUUCUGGAGGAACCCAUGCAAUUAGUCAUGUAGCCCCACCCAAAUCAUCGGGUUUCUUUUCAGAUUACGGAAUGGAAAGUGCUUUCCAGAAGAAAAGUAGCUCGUCAUCGAAAGUGCAAAUUGAAGAAACUGAUGAAGCAAGGAAGAAGUUUUCCAAUGCAAAAUCAAUCUCUUCAUCCCAGUUUUUCGGGGAUCAGAACAAAGAUGCUGAUAGUCAAGUUUCACUGCAAAAGUUCUCUGGUUCUGCUGCUAUAUCCAGUGCUGAUCUGUUUGGCGAAGAUCCUAAUUCUGCUGUUGAUCUGACUGCUAGUGAUUUGAUUAACAAAAUCUCUUUUCAGGCACAGCAGGAUAUUUCUUCCCUCAAGAAUAUGGCCGGAGAGACCGGGAAAAAGCUUAGUUCUCUUGCAUCAUCAUUUAUGAAUGACUUUCAAGAUAGAAUCCUGUGAUAGCUUUGUAUGUGGCAAUUUAAAAAUUAUCCGAAUAGUCUAUCAACAAUACAACCAAUACUUUGGUGAUGGAUGUAAAAGGGAGUUUGUAGCGGUAAAUUUUUAGAAACCAUGAAAUAAUAAUAUUAAAAUUAUAGUGCUGUUUAAACAUGUUUUCAUUAUCAUUGUUGAGCAAAUGUAGAUCCGUUGGUUUCCAUACGAGUUUUUGUAAGAUGGUUUGAUGGAAUUCUACUUGCAAACUAUAACAGUAUCCAUUGUAGAAAGUCUAAGUUGCUCGGAAUUGUUUUUAAUUUUAUAUAGUACUCUUUUUAUUUUUUUA